UCUCCAAUUUUAAUUUUUACUUUAAAUUAGUGUGAGGUUAAAAUAGCCUCAUACGGUUUCCAUCUUGAAAUAUAUUCCUUCAGGAAUCACUAACUAUUUGAAACUUAGUUAGAUAAAUGCUUUCCCUGAUAAAAACAUCUAUCAGAGAUUAUAUCAUCAGGCUGGUUGUUCCAUUAUUUUAAUGGAAAGUUCCAUUCUUUUCCCACCUUUGAAAGAUUCAUUAUAUGACCUCUUCCUCUUAACUAAGGAUGGGCCAAUCAAUAUCCACAAUAAAUUCAACGCAUAACUUCAUCAGCUAUCUGCACUACACUUUCUUCUACAUCACUUUCUUUAACGAGUCCAAUCCAUUCUCCCCAUUUCUCAUCUGUUCUGAUAAUGUCAACUCACUUCUACCUUCAAAAGCUUGAAAGACUGGAAGGUCCAGACUUAAAAACAGCUUAUUCCUCACUGUUUUCAUAUUCCUGAACCAAUCACCUCCAUAUCACAACCUCUUCUUGGAGGUUCUGAAACAUACUCUUACAACACUACCUGAUUUGGUUAUUCCAUUAUGGCACUUUAGUAUUUUAGCAGUACCACAUCAUUAUUUCUCAUUAAGUGUGUUGAUAUUAGUCAUAGAGUCAUACAGCAUUGAAACAGACCCUUCAGCCCAAGCUGUCUUAUAAACAAUCAAGUGAACACGGAUUUCAUGUUUAUUUGCAUUAAGCAGAAGCAGCUGAACAUGUUCAGGUUGCACUGAUGUUUAUUUACCAUCUGUUCCGACAAGUAUCUUGCAUAAGCCUUUGCACUUUUCACUAAUUGACUACACCGUGACCCCAUUACAAAGUGCUUAGCGCUGUUACUGGAGUUGCAGUAUGAUACAUUAUUCAUUUGUGUGACUUUUGUAGGAUGCCCAGGUAUCCAUAAUGCAGUACAUAUUCGGGGGAAUAAAAAAAUAAAUUAACCACAGUGUGAACGUGGAAAUUAAAUUCUGACCUUCCACUGCGGGGUUCGUUAAUUAAUCAACGUGCAUCCAUAGUGUUACAUGAGAUGCACUAGUGUCCAUCUGGACGCUGCAACAGAGGCAGUGUGCAUCCAGAGAGUUGGGCUGGUGCACACCCAUAGUAUUAGAGGGGGUGCACCAGUGUGCAGCUGUAGUGGAUGCGGUCGUGUGCACUUCAGUGUUGCGGGUGUGUGUGUGUGUUCCAGUGUACAUUCGCUGUGCAGCAGGAUUGCAUUGCUAUUUCUGCCCCCGUCUGCAAGAGAACACUGAGGCGAUUGCUUACACUGGGAAUUGCAUUUGUUAUUAAGCUUUCUCCUGCAGGAGUUACGCCGUUGCGUGUCCUGAGCGCCGGAUGGUGUGCAGUUUGAGAGAUCCUCCUGCGAGUCUUUGGGGGCAGUUCCAGGUCGGCCCGCCCGCCCGUGUGAGUGAGGAAAGUGGAGGCGAGAAGCCGGCGGCUGCACUGUCCGUCUCGCUGGGUCGGCGCUCUCCCAUUUAGCGGUGUCAAGGCUGCCGGGCGUGGAUGUGGUUGAUGCUGCUGUGCUGCACCUGGAGGGACGAUCGGAUGGGAGAAGAGGAGGGGGGACGUUUGCCUUGCUGUGCGGGAUGUGGCCGCUCCAUCUAUGAUGGUCAAUACCUUCAGGCUCUCAAUACAGACUGGCACAACGCCUGCUUCAGGUGUUGUGAGUGUAACAUUUCACUCACCCAUUGGUAUUACGAGAAGGAGGGCCGGCUCUACUGCAAGAAGGACUACUGGGCUCGCUUUGGGGAACUGUGCCAUGGCUGCUGCGAGCAGAUCACCAAAGGGCUGAUCAUGGUCGCUGGGGAGCACAAGUAUCACCCAGAAUGCUUUACAUGCCUAAAGUGCGGUGCGUUUAUUGGAGAUGGCGACACUUAUGCAUUGGUAGAGCGCUCCAAGCUCUAUUGUGGUUGCUGCUACUACCAUACGAUAGUCACCCCCGUCAUUGACCAGAUUCUUCCAGACCCUCCCUGCGCUCGCAUUCCACACACUGUGACAUUGGUUUCAAUACCAGCCUCGACAGAGGGAAAGCGAGGUAUCUCUGUGUCCAUCGAUCAGCCCUGCAGUCCCAGGAGCUGCUCUUCGGAGCAUGUGCAUACUGUACGGGUCAAAGAAGUUGAUACGGACUGCAUCAGUCCAGAGGUGAAAAAUUCCAUUCAUGUUGGUGACAGGAUUCUGGAAAUCAAUGGAACGCCAAUCAGGAAUGUGCCUCUAGAUGAGAUUGACCUUCUGAUCCAGGAGACCAGCCGUUUGCUUAAGCUAACCAUAGAACAUGACCCACAUGACCCAAUGUUGGAGAAUCAAGUGGACACUGCCAAUCCAAUGUCGGAUGUCUACAGCCCCCAGAGACUAAGUGCUCCAAAUGGAGAAGACAGCGCAGUCAAGAAACGGCCCAUCAUGAGAAGCUGUAGUAUUGAUAAAUCUCCCAGUGUUGGAUCGCCUGUCUCCCAAACGAAAGACUUGGGCCGCUCCGAGUCCCUGAGAAUUGGCGCCGCAAUGCAUCGUAUCUUCCGCCCAUCUGACCUGAUCCACGGCGAAGUGCUGGGAAAGGGCUAUUUUGGCCGGGCCAUUAAGGUGACUCAUAAAGAGACUGGAGAGGUCAUGGCAAUGAAGGAACUGAUCCGAUUUGAUGAGGAAACUCAGAGGACCUUUCUGAAAGAGGUUAAGGUGAUGCGCUGCCUCGACCACCCAAAUGUUCUCAGGUUCAUCGGUGUCCUUUACAGAGACAAGAGGCUGAACUUUAUUACAGAGUACAUCAAAGGUGGAACACUGCGAAGCAUCAUCAAAGAUUUAGAUACACCAUUGUCAUGGGAUCACCGAGUGAGCUUUGCCAGAGACAUCGCUGAAGGAAUGUCCUAUCUGCAUUCCAUGAACAUCAUCCACCGAGAUUUGAACUCUCAUAACUGUCUAGUGCGUGAGAAUAAAACCUUAGUGGUGGCAGAUUUUGGAUUAUCUCGUCUAAUGAUUGAAGAUAAGAAGCAGGAUAGUCAGUCCGUGAGGAAACCGGACAGAAGGAAACGCUACACUGUGGUGGGAAACCCUUACUGGAUGGCUCCGGAGAUGAUCAAUGGAAAAAGCUAUGAUGAGAAAGUUGACAUCUUCUCAUUUGGGAUUAUGCUGUGUGAGCUGAUUGGCAGAGUGAAUGCAGACCCAGAUUACUUGCCCAGAACAUCAGACUUUGGUCUGAAUGUCCCGGUAUUCUUGGAUCGAUACUGUCCUGAGGAAUGUCCAGCUGCCUUCUUCCCACUUGCAGUCAUGUGCUGUGAUCUGGAUCCUGAAAAGCGACAGUCCUUCAUGAAGUUGGGGCAGUGGCUUUUGGCCCUGAAAUUGCAUGUGGAGAUGCACCUCCCUCUCGCAUCUGACCUGGAACAGAUCGAUCAGUCCUUCUUCCAGAAUCAUUCGAGGAGCAAGGAGAAGUUUCUGGAGCCCAUGUGAGACGUCCAUACUGAGCAGGAAGCUGAACCAUCACAGUGUAAUCUCCGAGCAUGCUGAUGUUCAGCUGACCAACUUCACGUAACCACACAUUUCACCUGCGUGCAGGGUACAAUCCACCCGGCAAGUACUCUGCAGAUGUUUAUAAUCCUGCAGGGUGACCUUUCAGCUUUAACAUUUCACAGGAUAGCAAGGCUCGACCAUCCACAUUCAGCUGGACAUAGAAAGAAGGUGCACAGUAAAUAAGACAACGGUGUAAGUGACUGUUUCCACAUGGGCAUUCCUGGAGCAAUGGCGCCCAAAUCAGACAUCAUGAAUGCAUUCUGGAGUUGGUGUUGGGACCACAACAUUGUAGUUCAAAUUAUAAAUUUAGAAAAAUAUGCUUUGGGGUAAUGAAUAUAAGGUAUUUUGGCACUGCAACUCCACUCUGAGCAAACAUAGAUUUGCAGUAGAAAAAUGUGACUAAGUCUUAUAAGGGGCCAUGGGAUGUUUGGUGUGAAAACUGCAAAGUUGCCAUGCUAUACUGUAGAAAGUGCUGUUUGGAUUGGGCAGAGUAAGAUAUAGUGUGCCUAAGCUGCAUCUAAAGUGAAUGCAUUCCAUCCCUCAAUCUGAUGGGGAUAAAUGUAGAAACCAGCAUUGAGCAGUCCGCAGGGUGACAAUUUGGAUGCAAUUAUUAGUGAACUGUAGUGAUUAUGUACCAUGGUUUAGAAAAAAGAAAUGUUUAAUUAAAGGGUUGAAGGAUAUCGUGAAAAAUUGUAACUUGCCGCACAACAUCUGGUAAAGAGCUGUCAGUUAAGAUUAAGGAUCUUUAAUGAAGCAAAUGAUUAGCUAUUGCUUCAAGGAACUAUCAGAAUGGAAGUUACAAAACAGUAACCACUACAAUUGUGGGAGCUCUGAGAAUGGAUCUUGGUGAGUUGCUCGCAUUUGCCUGUACACUUGACUGAAAUUAAGUCCCUUUGGGGACCCAUAUACUUUCUUCAACCUUUUCUGUUUCUCUUGGUCGAUCUCUGGCUUUGACCUGCUGUUCUCACUGACAUAACCCACUGUCUUAAAGCUUGCAGCACCUUAAUUUUUUGUUUUAAUUCCAUUUUAAACAUUCCUAUUUGUAACAAGAUUUAUUUAGCUUUUCUUUUGCUUUAUUUGUUUUUGGAUUCCCUUGUUCCUUUUCUGCCUCUCACGGGUGUAUUCAACCACUUUAUUGGUAUUGUUGUUAAUCUUAAUCUAUGCAUAAUCUUUUCCGCUUCAAGGAUCGUUGACCCAUUUAUGCUUAGUAACCCAACUGUUUUAUUUAACCAUGAAUUACAGGAUAUCCAACAUUUCUGGGGGGAAAUGGAGUAUGUCAAGAUUCAAACCUUGGCCUGGCAUAAAGCCCUUGGCAGAACAAUACAAGAAUCCCCAAAUACCUUUCAUUGUUAAUGAUCCUGAUUCCAUAAACAGUGGCUAUCUAGCGAUAUCUACCACACAUGCACUUGUGCAUUCUGAUAAAUGUCCCAAAGGCAAUAAUCUGUUCUUCUGACUGAAGUUUUUGGUUCUGUAAUUUGCAUAAAUCUUUUGGCUGGCUAUUUUGGAUUGUGCGUUAAUUCUCCUUCUCUACCUCAGAUUAACAUCAACAUUGCACUUGGUCUGAUUUUGUUUCUUGAGCAUCCCAAGUUUUCUGCUCCCUCCCCUGUGUUCAUACCACUUAUUUUCUUUUCAGUACUUGUUUUGUAUUGGUAGACAAAAGUUGUGAUCACGCACUUACACUUGUCCUGAAUAGGAAUCUGCAUUUAAAAAAUUAGGUGUUGCAUCUCACAUCUAAAUCGUUGGCUAUUACUCACCCGAGAGAGAGUUGAAAAUCUCUCUGACCAAGUAUGUGUUUGCCAAGGCAAUCCUGCAGUACACAACAGCUACAGUUGAAAUUCUCACCCUCUGGCUAGAGCAGGAUUCUCUUGAGGUUGGGCCAAGUCACAAAGUGGAAACCCAUGUUGUAUUGGACUGGAUAAUUGGUAGCUAUAAAGGAAUGAUUCGCAGACUUUAACCUGUGAUUACAUUCCCAUUUACUGGAGAUGCAGUUCAAAUGAAGCUUUGACUCUUUGAUUCUUCAGGUGAUGAAAUAGUUAACAGGGAUUGAUUCAUUGACAUUUUAUUUAUCAAUAACCAAGUCGGAUGAUUUCCACCCAGCCUCAAGAAAACUAAAAAAACGUUCUUUUCACUUCACAUUUCCUGUUAAAUAUUGAACCAAAUCUUAUUGAUUGAGAAUAUAAAUUUGAACUUUUCAUAUCCUGUCUUCACAACCAAACACAGCAGUGAACAUGAUUGAGACUUUGAGUAAAACAGCAUGAAGGGAUGUAUGACCUUUGUACAAUUAAUGAUAAGAUUGUGAGCUUGAAGUCUAUGUAGUUGACUGAUGCAAUAGUCUCCAUUCCAGGGAGAGAAGAUCUGCAUUUAUGCCAACUACCUUGUUAAUAGAUCAGUCUGACCAACUGGUUUAUAUAAUAGUCUGUCGGCCAAGAACUGGAAAACUAAAACUGAGAAUUCUAAGAAAUUAUUCAUUUCAAAAUAUGUUUCCAAGGAUUUAUGAUGUGAUAGUGUGUUAAUCCUGCAGGUACAUAUGAUGUACAUUAAGGAUUUUGCUUGAAUGCUAUCCACUUUUUUUUUAAUAGCUUUAACACCUUAAAACAUUCCUCAUUCAAAUGAUCCAAAAAUGGUGCAGAGAAUAGGGCAGCUCUCUGACUUAGUGAAGGUUACAGUGUAGUGGAUCACCCACGUUAGUGGAUUCCUGGUCCUGCAACGAAUUGUCACGAGGAUAUUAUACUUGGUUUCUGCGUUCCUCCUUUUGGAAUGGUUGGAACAAAGUUAAAUUCUUGAUUCAUUGCCGCCCACAGUCGACAUUGUCUCAAUCCCUCCAUGAAGAACGGCAGCUGAACUAGAUUUGGAUCCACUGCCCAGCAUGUUGGUGCCUUCAGUGGUCAAGGGAGAAACCUGCAAAAAUGAAGCAUUAUUUUUGCCAUAUGAUGCUGUCAGUUUUGUACUGGAACUUUACACAAUUCCAUUGUAAAGGGCCAUGCCCAGACAAAAGGAAUGUUAUUUGUAGGGUAUUAGAAGAUAAAUAAUCAUUAAGUGUAAUUCAUUUAAGUCUUAACCAAGUGAAGCCCUUAAUCUUUGCCAUCAGUGUGCAUGGGAUGAGGUAAACACCACUAAAACAUGCAAUGCAAACACUGUCUCAUCACACUAAGUUGUUCUGUGCCUUGUUUAGCCAGAGCUGCCAAGGACCAGUGAGUGACUCAAAACAUUUCCUAAAAUGUAUUAAUUUAUUGUUUCUGUGAAUUCACUUAUUGUUCAGUUUAAUUCUCAUGUUUAUGUUGUGAAACUCAAACUGUGAACAUGGUGCACUUUAAACACAAGAGGCUGACUGACAGCAAGUCUGUAAAGUAUUAUAAUGGGGAAAUGGAAUAAAGCCAGCUUCAUCUCAACCAAAA
Molecule: messenger RNA, 6886 nt
Organism: Leucoraja erinaceus (little skate)
Lineage: Eukaryota; Metazoa; Chordata; Chondrichthyes; Rajiformes; Rajidae
Gene: limk1a
Product: LIM domain kinase 1a
Exons: 16
Coding region: 1500-3431 (643 amino acids)
Biological process (GO): protein phosphorylation; actin cytoskeleton organization; positive regulation of stress fiber assembly
Cellular component (GO): cytoplasm; nucleus; neuron projection
Molecular function (GO): protein binding; ATP binding; protein serine/threonine kinase activity
Source: RefSeq, a predicted model, not a curated record